Molecule: messenger RNA, 444 nt
Organism: Amoebophrya sp. A25
Lineage: Eukaryota; Dinophyceae; Syndiniales; Amoebophryaceae
Source: the annotation of a GenBank genome assembly
CUCAUGUCGAUAAUUGCAAUCUUGUUGCGAGUCUCGAAGCCAAUCUUCUACCGAAUCGUCUCACAAAGACGAGCUGUUUUGCAGAUGAAAUAGAGGGAGGACCCGGCACAGUGGGAACAACAGCAGCAGUUCCAGAAGCAAGCACAAAGCAAGAGCUGAAGUUUGCUCUGAUCGUGAUGAACGAUGGUCUAUGCACCUGCAAUGCAGUUGACGGAACCAACAUGACAUGUGGCGGCCUGUGGAAUAAUCGUGGUGCACAAUCAGACUCUACGCACUAUUUUGAUGACCGUACCGAUGCUAUUAGUGUGAGCUGCACGAGCACGUGCAGGGAAGAUACAAAAGAAACCAGGAUCCCGAAAGAGGCGGAGUGCGGUAGUCCGGGAGCUGAUGUGGACGUUGACAGUUGUAGGGACGCUGAUGAUAGACGAGAUUGUCAUGGUGGUC